Messenger RNA from Vitis riparia (riverbank grape), 930 nucleotides. RefSeq names its product transmembrane emp24 domain-containing protein p24beta2-like. Lineage: Eukaryota; Viridiplantae; Streptophyta; Magnoliopsida; Vitales; Vitaceae. Gene Ontology annotation, cellular component: endoplasmic reticulum-Golgi intermediate compartment; COPII-coated ER to Golgi transport vesicle; Golgi apparatus. The transcript is spliced from 6 exons. Bases 85 to 720 code for a protein of 211 amino acids. The record is from RefSeq and is a predicted model, not a curated record. Gene Ontology annotation, biological process: intracellular protein transport; endoplasmic reticulum to Golgi vesicle-mediated transport; Golgi organization.
UCGGGAAAAUCUUCGGAGUUUGAUUGAGGGGAACGAUUUCUGCAUAUUCCCAAUUCCCCGUUUGUUUUGGGGAAAAUAAACAAGAUGAAAAUUUGGGCGCCUGAGUUCGGGUUCAUUGUGAUUUUGGUGCUUUUGUCUGUGCAAGCGGUAUGUGGGAUUAGGUUUGUGAUUGAUAGAGAAGAAUGCUUCUCCCAUAAUGUUGAAUAUGAAGGGGAUACAAUUCACGCAUCAUUUGUGGUGAUUAAGGUUGAUGCUUCAUGGCAUUAUAGUAAAGAUGGUGUUGAUCUUGUUGUGAAGGGACCUUCUGGUAAUCAAAUUCAAGAUUACCGUGACAAGACAAGUGAGAAGUUUGAGUUCAUGGCUCAUGAAAAAGGACUUCAUCAGUUCUGCUUUACUAACAAGUCUCCUUAUCAUGAAACCAUAGACUUCGACGUAUAUACUGGUCAUUUUGCAUACUAUGAUCAGCAUGCAAAAGAUGAGCAUUUUAAUCCUUUAUUAGAACAGAUAUCAAAAUUAGAGGAAGCACUUUACAACAUUCAGUUUGAACAGCAUUGGCUUGAGGCUCAGACUGAACGCCAGGCUAGAGUAAAUGAUGCAAUGAGCCGGAGAGCAGUUUACAAAGCCUUCUAUGAAUCAGCAGCACUUAUUGGGGCUAGUAUCCUCCAAGUCUACCUUCUACGACGCCUGUUUGAACGGAAGCUUGGAACAUCUAGAGUUUAGGUUCAGUGCUGCCAUAGAAUAUUUAUAGAUUGUAGAAUUUUGGUGCCCGAAAAUGCAAUUUUAGGCUCUUGCCUUGGAUACUAUUUGCCUAUUUGAUGGUUGAAUGAUAAUGGUUUUUAUAGUUGCUUGAGUAACUUUGCCCAUGAUUGUGGUUGCUGCGGCUUGGCUUCUCAUAUUGAUAGCCCCCCAUAUUACACAUCACACGUUAUU